AUGAAAGUGCAGCCGACGCCAGGGCAAGCGGAGGCGCAGGUCGGGGCUCAGUAUCAGCAACAGCUGCUUGCGAGGUGUGCGCGUGGAGACCACGAUAGGAAGAGAAAGUAUGGGGCCUGUGGGAUCAUCACUGCCGUGCUGCUCUUCCCAAUAGGCUUGAUUUGUUUGUUUACGGAUUCAGAAGAGAGAUGUGUUCGCUGCGGGCAAAAGAUGUAA
Phanerochaete carnosa HHB-10118-sp is the source of this 216-nucleotide messenger RNA. RefSeq lists its product as uncharacterized. The transcript is spliced from 3 exons. Bases 1 to 216 code for a protein of 71 amino acids. NCBI's taxonomy places the organism in Eukaryota, Fungi, Basidiomycota, Agaricomycetes, Polyporales, Phanerochaetaceae. The record is from RefSeq and is a predicted model, not a curated record.